UUGGAAGGAUGGUCUUGCCUUCAACGCCUUGAUCCACAGACACAGACCUGAACUUAUUGAAUAUGACAAACUCAGAAAGGAUGACCCCGUGACGAAUCUAAACAAUGCCUUUGAAGUGGCAGAGAAAUACCUGGACAUCCCAAAAAUGCUGGAUGCAGAGGAUAUUGUUGGCACUCUCAGACCCGAUGAGAAAGCCAUCAUGACAUAUGUUUCCUGCUUCUACCACGCUUUCUCGGGUGCUCAGAAGGCUGAGACAGCGGCCAACCGCAUCUGCAAAGUGUUGGCCGUCAACCAGGAGAACGAGCACCUGAUGGAAGACUACGAGAAGCUCGCUUCUGAUCUUCUGGAGUGGAUCAAACGUACCAUCCCAUGGCUGGAGGACCGCAGCCCGCAGAAGACCAUACAGGAGAUGCAACAAAAGCUUGAAGAUUUCCGUGACUACCGACGUGUCCACAAACCUCCUAAAGUUCAGGAGAAAUGCCAGUUGGAGAUCAACUUCAACACCCUACAGACAAAACUCCGGCUGAGCAACCGACCUGCUUUCAUGCCCUCUGAGGGGAAGAUGGUCUCG
Messenger RNA from Antrostomus carolinensis (chuck-will's-widow), 571 nucleotides. RefSeq names its product alpha-actinin-4-like. The annotation marks the transcript as partial. The transcript is spliced from 5 exons. Lineage: Eukaryota; Metazoa; Chordata; Aves; Caprimulgiformes; Caprimulgidae. The record is from RefSeq and is a predicted model, not a curated record. Gene Ontology annotation, molecular function: protein binding.